Neoarius graeffei (lesser salmon catfish) is the source of this 1584-nucleotide messenger RNA. RefSeq lists its product as uncharacterized. The record is from RefSeq and is a predicted model, not a curated record. The transcript is spliced from 2 exons. The coding region runs from base 629 to 1369 and encodes 246 amino acids. Gene Ontology annotation, molecular function: 2-oxoglutarate-dependent dioxygenase activity; methyltransferase activity. Lineage: Eukaryota; Metazoa; Chordata; Actinopteri; Siluriformes; Ariidae.
ACAGCAAGAAGGUUCCGGGUUCGAACCCAGCGGCCAGCGAGGGCCUUUCCGAGGGGAGUUUGCAUGUUCUCUCUGUGUCUGCGUGAGUUUCUUCCUGGUGCUCCGGUUUCCCCCACAGUCCAAAGAUAUGCAGUUCGGUUAAUAUGGGAUGGCCUUGGGCUGAGGUGCCCUUGAGCGAGGUACCAAACUCCCAACUGCUCUCUGGGCACUAUUAGCAUGGCUGCCCACUGCUCUGGGGCAAUACCCACAAAAACAAUGAUAAUACUGCAGUUCAUGUACCGGGAGAAGGUGGGAGUGGAUGACGCCAUCCUCUAUCUUCUGCACAGGAUUCACUCUCAUCUGGGCAAGAGGAGUGAUGCAGUGAGGAUCAUGUUUUUUUACUUCUCCAGCGCCUUUAACACCAUCCAGCCCCUUCUACUGAGAGACAAGUUGCAGGAGAUGGAGGUGGACAUACAUCUGGUCUCCUGGAUCACAGACUACCUCACCAGGAGACCACAACACGUCAGGAUCAGGGACGGCAUUUCUGACACGGUGAUCAGCAGCACAAGAGCACCACAGGGGACUGCUCUCUCCAGUUCUGUUCACUCUCUAUACAUCAGACUUCAAAUACAACUUGGAGUCUUGCCACAUGCAGAAGUUCUCGGACAAUACUGCGAUUGUGGGAUGUGUUCAUGAUGGACAGGAGGAGGAGUACAGGAGCCUGAUACAGGACUUUGUGUUGUGGUGUAAAUCCAACCACCUGCAGCUGAACAUUGGCAAAACAAAAGAAAUGCUUGUGGACUUUAGAAGGUCCAGGCCGACUCUGCAGCCGAUCUCUAUUGAGGGGGUCGAUGUGGAGAUGGUCAGGACCUACAAAUACCUGGGUGUACAUCUGGACGACAAGCUGGACUGGACAGUGAACACUGAUACCCUCUACAGGAACGGUGAGAGCAGACUCUACUUCCUGAGGAGGCUCGGGUCCUUCAGGAUCUGCCGAAAACUGCUGCUGAUGUUCUACCAGUCUGUGGUAGCCAGUGUCCUCUUCUGUGCUGUAGUGAGUUGGGGAGGCAGCAUUAAGAAGAGAGACACUGGAUGGCUCGACAGGCUGGUGAGGAAUGCUGGCUCUGUGCUGGGAACUGAGCUGGAGUCCCUUACAUCAGUGGCAGAGCGAAGGGCCCUGAGCAAACUGCUCUCAAUCAUGGACAAUGUUCACCAUCCUUUGCACAGCGCCAUCAUCAGGCAGAAGAGCUCGUUCAGUGGCAGACUGUUGUCCCUCCCCUGCACCACGGACAGAUUCAGGAAGUCUUUUGUCCCUCAGGCCAUUAGACUGUUCAACUCCUCCCGGCUCAGCAAAAAUAAGACUCUGUGCCUCUGCUGUACUCAGGACUAGUUACACUGCUCAUUUCAUGUCCAUUGCACUUUUCUGCUGCUUACAUAGAUGUACACUAUAUGCAUAGAUGGGUGUAUAUACAGAUAUUUGUAGAUAAGCCGGUAUGUUGUACUUUAUUAUUAUAUACUGUUAUAAUGUACCUACUUAUUUAUUAUUCAUACUGCUAUAUAUACUAAAUAUUUACAUAUUAAUUUAAUAUUAUAUAUCAUACACUA